Molecule: messenger RNA, 3140 nt
Organism: Podarcis raffonei (Aeolian wall lizard)
Lineage: Eukaryota; Metazoa; Chordata; Lepidosauria; Squamata; Lacertidae
Gene: KIRREL2
Product: kirre like nephrin family adhesion molecule 2
Exons: 15
Coding region: 429-2666 (745 amino acids)
Biological process (GO): cell-cell adhesion
Cellular component (GO): cell-cell junction
Molecular function (GO): cell adhesion molecule binding
Source: RefSeq, a predicted model, not a curated record
GUGGACGGCUACAGUGUGGAAGUAGCUGGGGAGCUGGCGAGUCCUGCAGGAGGGGCAGGAGAGCGCGAGGAAGGCAGGAAGGGAGAAGGGAGAAAGUGGUCCGGUCCCUCCCCGCUUUCCUUUCCUUUUUUAUUUUAAGGAGAUGAGCUUCGGGAUUUUCCUUGCAACUUCAAAAAUCCCUCCUCCUCCCCCAACAUCCUCCACUUUUGCUUUAAACCAUCCCAGUCCCAGGCACCAAGGUCACGGUAGACGCCCCCUCUCUUAAAAGCAGGAAAGAACCCGCAACUGUUGGAAUCCUCCAGACCCGGGUCAGCCUCGCUGAGGAAUUCGAAGGCGGACACGGGAGAAGGGCGGUCGUGUGAAAGGGAGGCUCCUGCAGUGAGACCCAUCCCCGCUGAAGCGCCCAUUCCCACCAGCACCCACCCUCGAUGCCACCCACCAUGAGGACGGCGCUCCUGCUGACCUGGACCGUAUCCCUGAGUUACUUUGCAGACCCAGGGUUGGCAGCCUAUUUCUUCCAACAGCCCAUGGACCAGGUGAUUGUGUCCGGACAGUCCGUGACGCUGGCUUGCGUAGUGAUGGGCUACCGAGGCAUGGUGCAGUGGACCAAGGACGGGCUGGCCUUGGGGGGAGAAAGAGACCUGCCAGGCUGGUCACGCUACUCCAUUGUUGGAGAUGCAUCUGCUGGGCAGCAUAACCUGAGGAUUGACUACGCCGAACUGGAUGAUGAUGCCAUCUAUGAAUGCCAGGCCACUCAGGCCGCCCUGCGAUCGCAGAGGGCCAAGCUGACCGUACUCAUCCCUCCCAAUGACCCCGAGAUCCAGAACGGUCCCAUCGUGCAUGUGAUAUCCAACAUCCCCUACAACUUGUCGUGCCGUGCUGCUGGGGCCAAGCCAGCUGCCGAAAUCAGCUGGUACCGAGAUGGGCAACGCCAGGAGUCUGCCGUCUACUCCAAGGCCCUCAUGGACGACGGCAAGCGAGAAGUGGCUGUCAGCACCCUCCUCUUGACCCCCAGCAGCAGGGACAUGGGCAGCUCGUUCACCUGCCGAGUCAGCAACCCAGCAGCCCCAGCCGGCAAGCAGACCACGGUCACCCUCAAUGUGCAAUAUCCACCGGUUGUCAUGCUCUCGGUGCAGCCACAAACUGUGGCCGAGGGUGGCAAAGUGAGCUUUCUCUGCACGGCCACCUCCAACCCCGAAGUGACAGGAUACAGGUGGGCGAAAGGAGGUGUGCCUAUUCCAGAGGCCAAUGGCGACAGCUACGAGGCAACAGUUGACCAGUCCUUCUUCACAGAGCCUGUGUCGUGUGAGGUGUCCAAUGCUGUGGGCAGCACCAAUGUCAGCACGCUGGUGGAUGUGCAUUUCGGACCCCGCCUCGUCUCUCAGCCAAAGCCCCUGACAGUGGACAUUGGUGCAGAUGCCUCUUUCACCUGUACCUGGACUGGGAAUCCGCCUCUCACCCUGGCCUGGACCAAGAAAGGGUCUAGUGUGGUACUGAGCAACGGCAACACUCUGCAUCUCAAGGCGGUGACGCAGGAAGACGCCGGAGUUUAUGUGUGCAAAGCCAUUGUGCCACGCAUUGGAGUGGCGGAGAAGGAAGUGACCCUGGCUGUGAACGGUCCGCCCAUUAUCAGCGCAGAACCAAGCCAGCAGACUGCAGUGGGGACCAAGGCACGGCUGGAGUGCUUAGUGGGGAGCGUCCCACCUCCCGAUAGGAUAGCCUGGGCAUGGGGCGAACGGGUGCUGGAUGCUGGCUCGCUGGAUCGCUUCACCGUGGACACAGUGGUGACGGACCAAGGGGUGCUCUCGGCCUUGCUGAUCGACCCGACCCACGACUCCGACUUUGCCCUGCCCUACAACUGCACGGCCUGGAACCGCUUUGGUGCCCGCUCUGCGGCAGUCAGCUUGCGCCGCCAAGAAGUCCUGUCCGUCCUAAUUUUGGGUGCUUUGGCUGCCUCCGGCGUUGCUGCUCUCCUUCUCCUGGUGGUCUUCUUCUCUCUCUGCUACCGGCGCAAGCGCUGUGGGAAAGCCAAGCGGGGAACACAGCUCUCCAAGGCAGACAUCCUGGUACAGAUCACGACCAGUGAGAGCAGCCCCAGCCGGCCGAGUGAGACCGAAGACGAUGCCAAGGAGCCCAUGGCCACAAGCAGUGAGUCUCCAGCUACAUCCCACACUGAGCACAGUGAGAUCCUGGAGGAUGACGAAGGGAGCCAAGAGCUGAAGGAUCCCACCAAUGGCUACUACAAGGUGCGCGCCCACGAGGAACCAAGUUUGGUUAGCAGCUUCUCGGAGUACACGCCAGCCCCCCGCCCAUUGUUCGGGGCGACCUCUCUCUACCCUUCCACGGGGCCAGUUCAGCCCAAGCUGUACGAAUAUGCUCACCGCUAUACCCUGGGCACGCCCGGCUCCCGCUCAGCCUACGACCCCCAUGAGCGUCUUUUCCCCCAGGAGAACAUCUACAGUGGGACGGCCUACCUCACCGCCCCCUAUAGCCGGGCCUUCACCAGCUAUGUCAAACCAAGCAGCUACGAGAAAGCGGAGAGCGGCUACGGGCAGUCGGACCAGGCCAGCAAAGUCUCGGGUUGCUCUCGCUUCUCCUACACGUCCUUGUCCCAACAGUCUGACUAUGGGCGCCCCGCUCACCAGCGCAUGCAGACCCACGUAUGACUCGUGCCCGUCCCCUGCCAAAUGCCGGUCACCUCCGGAGAAAGAGAAAAGGGAACGGGCUCUGCUCACUUGUGGCUAACGGACUCAGAACUGCCAGGGUGAUAGACUUGCGACCCUCAUUUUCCUCCUGAGGGUGCCCAAUUCUCCUUGUGUGUAUAUCGAUGGGGUGGGGUGGGGACGGCGGCAGGUAGCUGGCUUGGCAGCCAAGAUGGCCGACAGCCCUCUCGCCAUCUUCUGACAGGGACCAAGCCCAUCUCCCUCGGGCAGCAAGGAAACCAACAACCUGCCUGCCUUCGCGCCAGGACGUGAAGAGUGGGUUUGAAAAUGGUGGAAAGCGCACUGCCUUGGCUGAAACAGAGGACAGACUUUCCGGGGAAUCUGUCUUGGCUUGUAAGAAUCCGGAUUCAAAAUGGCGGGCACGGUUGUCUGUCAGACAAAAGCAAUGGCAUAAGAAGCUAGUGGGUGCUGAAAACG